This is a messenger RNA of Solea senegalensis (Senegalese sole), 1797 nucleotides long. It is a transcript of the gene fam107b, whose product is annotated as family with sequence similarity 107 member B. Lineage: Eukaryota; Metazoa; Chordata; Actinopteri; Pleuronectiformes; Soleidae. Bases 240 to 644 code for a protein of 134 amino acids. The record is from RefSeq and is a predicted model, not a curated record. The transcript has 4 exons.
AUUUUCUAUGGGUCCCGUCUGAGUGUGCGUGUGUGUGUGUGUGUGUGGAGCUCGUGUUGAACAGUUUCCAAAAAGCGGGGAGUCGCUCAGACACACCUUAACCGAGACAAGUGACACAGAGACGCGCUGAUGUGGCCUGAAGCCCGGCGUCCACGGAAGAAUUGAACAAGUUCAGCUGGAGAAGUCGACUUUGAGAUCCGUGUGACCCUGGUCUAUCACUGUCACCAGGGAGGAGUGUCAUGGCAGAGCCAGACUAUCUGGAGGGAGACUGUGAUGAGCUCAUCAAACCCAAAAAGCUGAUCAACCCGGUCAAGACUUCCCGAAACCACCAGGACCUGCACAGAGAGCUGCUCAUGAACCAGAAGAGGGGUCUCGCUCCUCAGAAUAAACCCGAGCUCCAGAAAGUGCUGGAGAAAAGGAAGAGGGAGCAAGUACUCAAGGCCCAGAAGGAGGAGCAGGAGGCGCACAAGAAGAGGAGCGACCUGGAGAUAGAGCUCAUGAAGAGACAACAGAAACUAGAGCAGCUGGAGCUGGAGCAGCACAAGAUGGAGGAGGAGCAGGAAAACACCCCCGAGUUUGUCAAGAUGAAGAGCAACCUGCGCAGGACCAAGCAGGAGACCGACGGCGAGGAACGAACCACCUAAAAACCAGCAGGGGUGUCUGAGUCGAGCUUGACUGUGUGUGUGAGUGUGUGCGUGUGUGUGAGUAAGUGAUGUCUGUCGGUGACGUGACCGUGGCUUUUCCCAAACCUAGCUGUUCCUUCCUGCAGUGAGGAGAGACUUUACAGACUAAACAAAAAACAAAAGGACCCCACCGUCGACUCACCUGGACUCACCGCCGCCACCUCCUCACACCCACCCAGCUGCACACAGCACCCCCUGCAGGAGGGACCGAACACAGACAUGUUACAUGCGCCUCUCAGCGGGAGGCAACGCAAGGCUCCAGCGAGCUCUGCCGGAGAAAUGAAACAACCAGACACGCACUCACCCCCUCUGGUCUCAGUCCUCUCUCUUUACUGUCAUCAAUGUUGUUCUCGUUGUUAUUUUUUGUUUUUAUCUUCUGAAUCAAAUAAGGAAAAGUGGACACUGGAUAGACUCUUGAAGCUGUGUAAUGUAAAAAAGCCAAAACAAAUGUGCUUUUGUUAUUUAUGUUUGUAGCUUUUAGCCCAAGGUUUAGGGGAGGACACUUUUAGUGGUUCUGUGUUUUGUUUUUUAUUUUUGUUUUACACUAUAGUUUAUGAAGCCAGAACAGGACAAAGGGAGUGUGAGGUUGUGUGAUUUGAAUUUUUCUUUUUUUUUUUUAACAUGCCAUUUUUCCUCAGCUAAUGCAAAAUGUGUUGGAGCAAUAGUGGAACUCCCAGGCAUGAGAGUGACAUUUUCUUUAUAUAUUCUGUCGUUUUGUAUGAAUAAAAGUGUUACAUAAUAAAUAAUUUAAGCUUUUUUAAAGUUGGUCCUUUGGACGGAGCGUCCGGCACCUGUCUGCUGUUCCUCGUGUGCUUCCACCAACAAACUCUUUUGGUAGAGGGAAGAAAAAUGAUUGGAAAUGUGCAUUCUGUCAUCUUGAGAUAUCCUCAGAUAAAAUAAGCAGAUUUAAAUCAACAAAUCUGAACCAAAAAUAAAUAAAUCACACACAAAAUGUCUAUAAAAUGACUAUGAUGAGUAUGACGGGUCUAAAUCUCUGGUUUGUGGGUCUCUAAGAGACGACAGCAUGAUUAUUAUCAUGAGAGGAAAAGUUACAUAAAUGAUUUCCCUGUGUUCUUCACCAGAAUCUUCUUUUGAAUAAACAUCAUUUAACAUG